Messenger RNA from Zonotrichia leucophrys gambelii, 1793 nucleotides. It is a transcript of the gene FEV, whose product is annotated as FEV transcription factor, ETS family member. The transcript is spliced from 3 exons. Gene Ontology annotation, biological process: cell differentiation; regulation of transcription by RNA polymerase II. The record is from RefSeq and is a predicted model, not a curated record. Gene Ontology annotation, cellular component: nucleus. Gene Ontology annotation, molecular function: DNA-binding transcription factor activity, RNA polymerase II-specific; sequence-specific DNA binding. Bases 66 to 704 code for a protein of 212 amino acids. NCBI's taxonomy places the organism in Eukaryota, Metazoa, Chordata, Aves, Passeriformes, Passerellidae.
AUAAUAAUAAUAAUAGGGGCAGGAAUAUUAAAACAUGCAGCCCGCGGGCCGCCCCCACAGCUGCCAUGAGACACGGCACCGGAGCGGUGCCACUGCUGCUCAACAUGUACCUGCCAGAUCCAGUCGGGGAAACUUUGUUCAAAGACGGGAAGAGCCAGGCGUGGGGGUCUCUCAGCCCCGGCGUGCAGAAAGGCAGCGGGCAGAUCCAGCUGUGGCAGUUCCUGCUGGAGCUGCUUUCGGACCGGGCCAACCUGAACUGCAUCGCCUGGGAGGGCACCAACGGGGAGUUCAAGCUGAUCGACCCCGACGAGGUGGCGCGCCGCUGGGGUGAGCGCAAGAGCAAGCCCAACAUGAAUUACGACAAGCUGAGCCGCGCACUGCGCUACUACUACGACAAGAACAUCAUGACCAAGGUGCACGGCAAGCGCUACGCCUACAAGUUCGACUUCCACGGGCUGGCCCAGGUGUGCCAGCCGGCCACCCCCGACCACACCCUGUACAAAUUCCAGGGCAACCUGGCACCGCUGCCCUUCUCGGGCAUCUCCAAACUCAACCUCAUGACCUCGGGAGUGACGCCGGCUGGCUUCUCCUACUGGGCUGGCUCCAGCCCGUCCCUGUACCCGGGGCAUGGGCUCCAGCCCUCAGCCUCGUUCAGCGCCAUGGCGGCCUCCCACCUCAACAACAUGAACAACCAUUACCAUUAGGGGCUCAGCUGUGCCACCUGGAUGCUCCAUGGCCCUGGCAGCAUGGGGCUGCGGAUUUGGGAAUCUCAGCAGGGAGGGGUGGGGGAUGGGAUUGUGCCCUGCUCUCACGUGUCCCCUUUUAUGUUUGAUGUGGUGUGGGGGAUGGGGGGUGCUCGCAGGAAAGUUGGGUUUGUUCUCUGAUGUGGGUGGCUGGAGGAGGGAAGCCAUCUAAAUUUAAGAUGAGGAAGUAUCCAUGAUCCUGGGAAUGGAUGUGGAUACCUAAAGCAGGGUGUGAAUGGAAGGAAAAACCAUGGACUCCUCUCCUGGCAGGGCCCCACCUUUCCUUUGUACCAUGCUGUCCAUGCCAUGAAUGCCCCUAGCUGUGCCUUCAGCCUCUGCCUGCCCUCCCCAUUCCCUGCAGAGAGGAGUCAGGAGCUGGGGCCCCAGGGCAGCUGUGUCCAUGAAUGAGGGUCCCACUGAGCAGGGACAAGGAAAGGGAACCUUCCUUGACCACUUGGUCCCCUCACCUUUGUCUCCAAAGGCUUUGUUUCCUCCAUCCCUCCGAUACCUGCUCCCUGAAGGUGACUUCCUUCAGACCUCAGGAGAGCAGAUGCUUUCUGUGGGUUCACUCAGACCCAGGGCAGGGCUCUGGGGUUGGAGGUGCCAGGGACAAGUGUGGGGCUCACCCUCAGGGCAAGACCAGAUCUUGGAGGCAGCAUAGCCCGGUCUCUGCAGCUCUGCCCUCUCCCCAGUGCCCAAGGAUUACACUACGGACAGUCCCUGACACCCUGCACAUGAGCCAGUGUCCUGCUUAUCACUUCCUAGAGUAAUGUUCCAGUUUUACUCCAGCUUUAGCCUCUCACAUGCAGGGCUUGGUGGGACACCCUCCAUAAGUGGGAACAUCCCCAGGGACAAGGCAGCGUGGGUGGUGGAGCAGAAGAAGGGAUGACAGCAGGCCUGGAAGCCCCAGGCACCAAGGGGCAGCCCUGGAUCUCUCCCCCGGGUUCAAGGAGCUGCCCCCAUCCUCUGGAGCAGGACUUUGGCCCAGUGGAUGCACAAGAGCUGGGCACGCUGAGCUCCACACUGGCUGGGGGGGGGGUUGGUGUUCAA